GAACUGAAUGAUCUGCAGCGAGACCCGCCAGCCCACUGUUCUGCUGGACCUGUUGGAGAUGACUUGUUUCAUUGGCAAGCAACAAUUAUGGGACCUGUUUGUACAGGUCACAAAGAUGUUGUGUGUUUUAAAACUCCCUGAUGCCAUCAUGAUGAACUAUGUUGGAAAAUCCUACUCUUUGCGUCUGCAAAGAGAAACCACUGCUUAAGCCUGAUAGUGCAUAUCAAGGGGGAGUGUUUUUUCUCACAGUACACUUUCCAACAGACUAUCCUUUCAAGCCACCAAAGAUUGCUUUUACAACAAAAAUAUACCACCCGAACAUAAACAGCAACGGGAACAUUUGUCUUGACAUCCUGAGAUCGCAGUGGUCACCAGCUCUGACUGUGUCGAAAGUUUUAUUGUCCAUAUGCUCCUUACUUUGUGAUCCUAAUCCAGAUGAUCCUCUAGUACCGGAUAUUGCACAGAUCUACAAGUCAGACAAGGAAAAAUACAACAGACACGCGAGAGAAUGGACUCAGAAAUAUGCAAUGUAGACUUGGGAAGACUUUUUCAUACACCACAGAGUACUGUAAAUUCUAGGGAGUUUCCCAACAUCUGGAGGAAACGGAGCGCAGGUGACUGUUUCAAUACGUCAUGAUGUCCCUUGAGUUGUUCUCACCCAUGUGUUUCUGGAGCGAGGGAGAGCAACCUUCCAAAAAUAACCUGGUGACUGUGAUAGGAAUAUUUAUCCUCUUUGUAUGCUUUGCAGAAGACAUUUUUCGUGGUUUUUAAGAGUUGGACAUCUGCAUCUUCAGACUGCGAGAUCCGUAACGCAGUUGUAAAGCAACCCAGUU
Messenger RNA from Eurypyga helias (sunbittern), 833 nucleotides. RefSeq names its product ubiquitin-conjugating enzyme E2D 1 (gene UBE2D1). NCBI's taxonomy places the organism in Eukaryota, Metazoa, Chordata, Aves, Eurypygiformes, Eurypygidae. Gene Ontology annotation, cellular component: nucleus. Bases 159 to 533 code for a protein of 124 amino acids. The record is from RefSeq and is a predicted model, not a curated record. Gene Ontology annotation, molecular function: ubiquitin conjugating enzyme activity. The transcript is spliced from 7 exons. Gene Ontology annotation, biological process: ubiquitin-dependent protein catabolic process; protein polyubiquitination.